This is a messenger RNA of Rhizoctonia solani, 1455 nucleotides long. RefSeq lists its product as uncharacterized. The transcript has a single exon. The coding region runs from base 1 to 1455 and encodes 484 amino acids. The record is from RefSeq and is a predicted model, not a curated record. NCBI's taxonomy places the organism in Eukaryota, Fungi, Basidiomycota, Agaricomycetes, Cantharellales, Ceratobasidiaceae.
AUGUCAUUUGUUGCUCGUGGCGGGUGUUGUGCUCACAAGGAUAUGAAUGCCACAAAAGGUGGUGCCGCUGCCAUGGCUGCCUUCUGGAAGGCAAAUACACAUCUCAUGCCCCCCAUCAAGCUUUUCAAUAAAGAUAACAAUGGCGCUGUGUUGCUUUCGGACCCCUUGGGCAAAACCUCUGAGUCAGAAAAACGGGCACUUUCUUUGACAGAAAGUGGUGCAAUUAGGCUCUGUACGCUUUCCGGGAAGGCAUUCGAUCGCAAGGAUGACAAGAAAGGGCAUCAAGAUAGCCAUGCCUAUUACUUUGCUGAAAAGUACGGCCGAUAUCGUAGAUUUCCCGACACAAGUAGUGCCUGCUUUAGCUUAUUUAUCGAGGCUGCAACAGAGCUUUGCACACUUCACAGCGCAUAUAUUGAAUAUAUGGAGCAUAUCCGAAAGCAGAAAGCAACUAGAAGGCUUAAUCUCCUUGAAUCAAAUAUUGACCUUGCUCUUAACUGCCUUGCUACGCUUGCAGAGCUACUUUGCUUGUCACUUUAUGGUCAAAUUAUCUCAAAGCCUUAUAUACGACUUGUCCGCGGUGCAACAGCACUCGGAAAAGGUCUAGCAGACUUGGUUCCAUUACACACUCAAGUCCAGCCCCUACUUCGAGCUAUUAUAACAUCUCCCUUGCUUGUUUUAUCACUGAAGUCCCCUAGUCCGUCCAUCACACUUGACGGCUCCGAGUGGGAGAAUCCAGGUGUCUUAAAAGCACUUCAGGAUCAUGGGGCAAAACUGCCCUAUCUUUCAGACCUAUUCGUUGUAUUUUGCCAAGGUGCCUUGAAUACAUGGGCUCGUUGCAGCGAUCGAUUUGCCCCGAGUGGCCCAAUUACUUUAUUAAAGUCUGAACAGUACGAAAAUGAGUUCCUGCCGCCAACAAAUGAUUCCAAUGAAGGCACACUAGGUACAUGGCGUGUUUGGGCAAGGCGGUUCCCUAGUCCAGCGUUACACAAGUUUAACGCAAUCCUCAUAAAUAGAGCAAACCAAACCGAAGCUUAUAUUGACCAAAACUUUACGCUCGAGCAACAUAAUUGGAUUCGGGCCGAGGCGAGACGAAUUGAACUGUCAAAACCCGAGCAAACUCGAAAAUCGCAGAUUGUUGCUGCCCAAUUUGAGGCAGCGGCAAAAAACCAAGCAAUGCGGUUACAACGAUUGGACAGACCGAACAAAUGUGAGGAUUACAUUACCGGGAUUCAGCCAAUACUCGACCCGGUGGCAAUACAAAAGAUGGUAGGAAAGGAACUGGAUGACCAACUGAAAUUUUACAAGAAAAUCGUUGUGCUUCCGAGCGGAGUAGCCUUCCCAGUCAUCGGCAAGCUCAAAGUUGCAGAGAAGAGAGCGCUGGUGAUUGGUCUAGCGGAGAAAUCCAAACAAGGAACGUUGUCAAACGAAGCCAGCUCUAGCGCUCCCAAAGUUUAG